AUGCCUCACCACCCCCCCGACCAUCGAUCAUCGCGACUACUCCAAUUAACAUCGCCCAACCAGAGAUAUUCGCUCAACGAUCCCUCCCAGCCGCGCCGUUCUCUUGCCGGAGCCUCCAGCGACAGAUACCGGCCUGCGUCCCUCGCUUCCUCGUCUCCUUCAGCAGCAGUGCGAGGGAUAGGAGGCUCGGGCAACUACAGCAGCUACUAUCCCGAACCCAGCGCAUCCUUCUCGACGGCAAACAUGCCUAGGGCGGCCAUGGCUUACAGGUCCGAGUACGGCCAGGACUCACGCCAGCAGCCUCAGAGCUUUGGCGGCUACAACACAGCCGCCACCAUGAUAUACAACGUCGCCCAGCCUAGGGCGCAAAACCCCGUCUACGAUGCGCAGCAAUUUAGAUCACGGCAACCUACAGCUAUGCAGAUAAUAACGCCGGAUGUCGCUUCGACAUACUUCGGAUCUAAGACGGGAAGCACAGGCGGACCGGGCCUACAGCAAUCGGCGCAGAGCUCAAGCGGAUCAGCAAACCAAGGUAUCGAGCGUGGGCGCAAUGCCCCAGGCGACCGCGAGCGCCGAUGUUUCCAUAGCAGAAGAUCACGAGUCAACUACCAGAGACAAUUAGGCACCAUAUUCCGAGAGAUCAUAAAUGGAUCCCUAGAAAGCGCAUCCGAGACACUACUGAGCGUCACCAGCUGGCUAUUAUCUCAGGUGGCAGACCUUAACUGCAGGCCUCAAUAUAGACAAUACAAACCUCCACGCCGAUCAAAUAAACGCCAGAUAGAGUUGAUGACUUCAUCCCAGCCAUCGAGAUCGCAGAGCCUCAUGUCAAAGGCCAUGAUUAAGAAGAUAGGUAACGAAUUAAUACGUUUAUGCGACGGGAUCGAGCACCACGGACUCGUCGACUACCAAUACGGGGUGUGGGAGGAACAGACAACUACCAAAGCGCAUAGUUCUCGAAGACUAUCUGGACCUCUAUGA
Messenger RNA from Fusarium vanettenii 77-13-4, 978 nucleotides. RefSeq lists its product as uncharacterized. The transcript has 7 exons. The coding region runs from base 1 to 978 and encodes 325 amino acids. The record is from RefSeq and is a predicted model, not a curated record. Lineage: Eukaryota; Fungi; Ascomycota; Sordariomycetes; Hypocreales; Nectriaceae.